ACACGCUGGGUACCCUGAUCGCAACGAGUAAAAAAAAGAGCUAUCCGAUAUUUCUCAUUGUCCGGCGAUAUCAAACGACCCAGCACUCAUGAACUAUCUAAUCAAUGAUCAAGCACGAUUCAUUAAAAUAAAAUCACUCGGCUAUUGUUCAUAUAACCGUCGGGAUUGUAUUUCAAUGAGAGAUUUUUAGUUUUCAAUCACAAUGCGGUUUUUCAUGAAAAUUGUAUCGUUGUGUAUACUUAUUACUUCGCAAACUAGAGGAGAGAAAACAAGUACAACAAGUACAUCUCUCAAGGAACCGAGAGCCUACCUCACAUCGGUCGUCGAUGCGCUUUGGCAAAAGAUCAGAGAAUACGGCGUAUGGAAUCUUCCCGUUCUCGACGUAACCGCGGAAUAUAACACCGAGACUAUGGGUUUCACUCUGUUGGGCCCGGUGUCGUUCGAAGAUGGUUUUGUUUUGGACAUGGGCUCCGUUGCGCUAAGUGCUCACAGGUUCAGUAGCGGUGCAUCGCCAUCGAAAUCCGAAAUCGACGGAGAGAUACUUGUACAGGGUUUACAAAUAUUCAGAGACUUUCGUGCAGACUUUACAACUGAAUCUAGAAUCGGAUCGAUUGUGUUAUCUCCAGUUAACUGUGCAUUCAACAUCCGGAUCACAAAGCCACAUAACAAUGAUACCGUCGAUUACAGCGUAGGGAAUGCCUACAGCAGUACUAUCGUUUGGAAUAUUCGUCCCGACGACGUGUUGACUAGAUUAAUGCGUAGAUCGUUCGGCCAUCAUUCAACCAAAACUACGGGGUCGUUGUUGGACGACACGUUGCAAUCUUGGAUGCCUAUAUUCAAGAGAAUGCUAGACGAAAUAGUCCCAAAUAUAAAGUAUCCUGAGCUAGUUUUAUAAUACUGUAUUCCAUCUAAUUAAAGCAUGACGUGUCAAAGUCUCGAAUUCGUUUGUCACCGUUCUGAAUUUACGCAAUAAAAUGAUUGAUCGUACAUCA
Molecule: messenger RNA, 992 nt
Organism: Athalia rosae (coleseed sawfly)
Lineage: Eukaryota; Metazoa; Arthropoda; Insecta; Hymenoptera; Athaliidae
Exons: 3
Coding region: 203-895 (230 amino acids)
Source: RefSeq, a predicted model, not a curated record